AUGUCGUUUCGUUCGGAGAACGAGAACCCUAACCCAACUCCAACUCCCACUCCGCCGGCGAAGAAGCGGUGGUCGGACAUAUGGGCGAAAUCGAAGCCCCUAAACCAAAUGGUGAUGUCGAUGAAGCUUCACUCCCUCUCUCCUCGCCUCGCUAACAAAGCCAAACCCACACUCUCUCCUUUCCCCGUCAUCUCCGACCGAACCCUUCUCUUCUCCGACGAGCUUCUCCUCAAAAUCCUCGCGCUUAUCUCCGACUCCGCCGCGCAGCGGAACUCAAAUUCUCUGGUCUGCAAGCGCUGGCUCAAUCUCCAAGGCCGUCUCGUCCGCUCCCUCAGAAUCUCCGACUGGAACUUCCUCCUCUCCGGCAGACUCAUCCACCGCUUCCCCAAUCUCAACCAUGUCGAUUUGCUCUCCGCCGCCUUCAUUUCCUCUCGCAGUUCCGCCAUUCUCUUCAGCCACCGCCUCCUCUCCAUGCACCUCGAUUCCAGCCUCUCCCCCAAUUGGUGCUACUGCGAGGAAAACAUGCUCCCGGUUGAAGUCAUCGACAACGGCCUCUCCACUCUGGCUGGCGGCUGCCCUAACUUGCGCCGCCUCCACGUCAUCGGCGCCAGCGAGAUGGGGCUGCUGAGCGUCGCUGAGGAGUGUCCCACUCUGCAGGAACUCGAACUGCAGCGCUGCAGCGACAACGUUUUGCGCGGGAUCGCGGCCUGUACGAAUCUUCAGAUUCUGAAGCUCGUUGGGCAUGUUGAUGGAUUCUACAAUUCAGUGGUUUCUGAUAUUGGGUUGACAAUUCUGGCUCAGGGGUGUAAGAGACUGGUGAAGUUGGAGCUUUGUGGGUGUGAAGGGAGUUUUGAUGGGAUUAAGGCUAUUGGAAAGUGUUGCUUAAUGUUGGAGGAGUUGACGUUUUCUGAUCAUAGGAUGGAUGAUGGAUGGCUUGCUGGUAUCUCUUUUUGUGAGAAUUUGAAGACUUUGAGAUUUCAGUCUUGUAAGAGGAUCGAUCUCAAUCCUGGAAUGGAGGAUUAUUUGGGUUGUUGCCCUGCUCUUGAACGGUUGCAUUUGCAGAAAUGUCAGUUGCGGGAUAAGAAGGGCGCUUCGGCUUUGUUUUCUAUAUGCAGAGCUGUCAGGGAGAUUGUUCUUCAGGACUGUUGGGGAUUAGAUGAUAGCAUCUUCUGUUUUGCAAUGUUGUGCAGGCGGGUAAAGUUGUUUUACUUGGAAGGGUGCUCAUUGCUAACGACGGAAGGUUUAGAGUCUGUAAUUCAUUCGUGGAAGGAGCUUCAGAGCCUUAGAGUAGUGUCAUGUAAGAAUAUAAAGGAUUAUGAGAUCUCUCCUGCGCUCGCAACCUUAUUUACCACUCUCAAGGAGUUGAGAUGGAGCCCUGAUACCAAAUCACUUCUUCCAUCAAGUGUUACGGGGAUAACCAUGGGAAAGAAAGGUGGUAAAUUUUUCAAAAGGGCACGAUGA
Molecule: messenger RNA, 1461 nt
Organism: Sphenostylis stenocarpa
Lineage: Eukaryota; Viridiplantae; Streptophyta; Magnoliopsida; Fabales; Fabaceae
Source: the annotation of a GenBank genome assembly